CAUGUCUCAAGUUCCGACUGGUACCAACAACUGGUGGAAAGAAGCCACCAUCUACCAAGUUUAUCCCGCUUCUUUCUGCGACUCCAAUGGCGAUGGCUGGGGCGAUAUACCCGGGCUGAUAUCCAAAAUCCCCUAUCUUCAUUCCCUUGGGAUUGACGUCGUCUGGCUCUCGCCCAUGUACGCCUCGCCUAUGUUGGACAUGGGCUACGAUGUAUCCGAUUAUGAACAGGUACUUCCAGAAUAUGGCACCGUGCAAGACGUUGAACUGCUGCUCCAAGAGUGUCAUGGGCACGGCAUGAAGCUCAUCCUGGACCUGGUCAUUAACCAUACCAGCGAUCAGCACGAAUGGUUCAAGGAAAGCCGAUCCAGUCGAGACAACCCCAAACGGGAUUGGUAUUUCUGGAAACCUCCGCGGUAUGAUGAAAGUGGAAAUCGGAUCCCUCCGACUAACUAUCGUGGCUAUUUUGCUGGCAGUACCUGGACAUGGGACGAACAUACCCAAGAAUAUUAUCUCCAUCUGUAUGCCAAAGAACAGCCAGAUCUCAAUUGGGACAAUCCUUCGGCCCGACAAGCCAUCUAUAACAGCGCUAUCCGUUUCUGGCUGGACAAAGGCGUCGAUGGUUUUCGUGUGGAUACGGUCAACAAGUAUAGCAAGCGGACCGAUUUCCCCGAUGCUCCCAUCACCGACCCGAAAAGUGAUAUUCAACCCGCCGUCCAGAUGUGGUGUAACGGUCCUCGCAUCCAUGAGUUUCUCCGUGAGAUGUACGACGAGGUUCUCCAGCCGUACGGCGAUGUCGUGACGGUCGGCGAGCUGGCCAAUACCCCUGAUCCAGCCCAUGUGCUACAGUACGUCGGCGCUGCUGCCAAACAGCUAAGUAUGGUCUUUCAUCUCGACAUCGGACAUAUCGGAAUGGGACCAAGCUUGGAGGAAAAGUACUGCUUUCGGCCAUGGAAAUUGACCGAAAUGAAAGCCAUUGUGAGUAAAUGGCAGUCGUUUGUCCAAGGGACCGACGGGUGGACGACGGCCUUUUGCGAGAACCACGACAACGGCCGUUCUGUCUCGCGGUUUGCAUCGGAUGAGCCACAGUGGCGCGAGGCAUCAGCCAAGAUGCUCGCUGUGAUGAUGCUGGCCAUGACUGGAACCUUGUUUCUGUAUCAGGGACAAGAGAUUGGGAUGAUCAACGCCCCGCACGACUGGUCCAUCGGUGAAUACAAGGACAUUGAGGGACUGGGGUAUUACCGCGAGGCAGAGCGUCAGAGGGAAGAGGGUGCUGACCCGACACGUCCGGAGCGCGUCAUGGAUGGACUGCGAAUUCUCGCGAGAGAUCACGCCCGAUUGCCCAUGCAGUGGGAUGAUUCCCCCAAUGCAGGAUUCACGACCGGCACGCCAUGGAUGCGGACACACGAUCUGUACCGGGAGAUCAAUGUGCGUAAGCAACAGAAUGACCCAGACAGUGUGCUCUCCUUCUGGAAGAAGGCAUUGCGGUUGCGAAAGGAGUAUCGUGACCUAUUCAUCCAUGGGGCUUUUGAAGUUGUGGACUUUGAGAACGAGGAGACUUUCUGCUUCACCAAGUCAAGAGGUACUAGAAAGGCUUUGGUGGUGUUGAAUUUCACGUCGAGGCCGCAGCCUUUGAACGUGGGAGUGUCUGGCAUGAAUGAGGUGAUCAGCAGUUAUACGGAGUCUGGGGAAAUGCUGAAACCUUACGAGGGGAGAAUUUAUGUCUGAUGCUGUAUUCCGUGAUGAUCUAUUUUAGCCAACUACACUACAAGAUAUAUCAGGAUGAUCACAACAGUGAUGGGGACACUUUUAGAGACUUAUUGUAUUUAAUCUGUCAAUAUGCUUCGAUGUUGAAUGAGGAUGC
This is a messenger RNA of Aspergillus wentii DTO 134E9, 1862 nucleotides long. Its product is annotated as alpha-glucosidase. Lineage: Eukaryota; Fungi; Ascomycota; Eurotiomycetes; Eurotiales; Aspergillaceae. The record is from RefSeq and is a predicted model, not a curated record. Gene Ontology annotation, molecular function: alpha-amylase activity. The transcript has 3 exons. The annotation marks the transcript as partial. Gene Ontology annotation, biological process: oligosaccharide catabolic process.